CGAUAGUACGAAAACAAUAAACAUCGGUGAUUCUUCCAAUAAGAUAAGCUCAUAAAAAGAUAGUUUCUAUAGAUUGAAUAAGGAAUCUAUUUUAACAAACGAUCUAUGCAAUGUUAAAGAUGAUUAUAUUGUUCGUUCGUGAAUCGUACCUAACACCUUCCUAGCACGAGCUUCUAUAUUUAGGAUUUUGCACACGUGUGCUAGUCGCAAUCUUCAGGGCCAACUUCGGUAAACUAUCUUACAAUCGUUUAGAUUUACAUUCUUUAUGAACAUGAGCUACCACUUCAAAUCGAUUUCUUUUUCUCUUCUCUUCUUGUAUUUUUCGAAUUCAGUAAAUCAUCACAAAUGUAGUCUCCAUCGCGAUAAAUACAGGGUGAAUUAAAAGUAUCUUAUUAGUCAUUUUAAUCGAUUACUUCUUCGUGAAACUUUUUAAGUUCAAAGUUAAACUUGUAGUUUCUUUAUAAUCUAAAGAAAAUGAAUUAUCGAAAAGGUCUCUAGAAAGAGUAAUUAUAAUAUAAAUAAUAACCUUGAUAAAAAUGAAUACUUAAUUAAUGGAUUUAAAUUGAAUGAUCCAAGAAAAGGUGGAACUAAGAAAUCGACCUACGUUCCAAAUUAAUCUCUGCUGAUUUCUCUCUCUCUCUCUCUCUCUCUCUCUUUCUCUCUCUUUCCUUCGUUGGUUUUCGAGGUCAUGAGUCAGUGCGAACAUAAAAAAAUGAUUCUUGUAUAAGUAAGGAGUAACUCCAACGAAGGUCUCUUAUCUCUCCAACAACGUUCAUACCUUGUAUUACGUAAUAAAAUUAAAAAUUAAUCAAGAGUUAUCAGCCUUUAUCGUUGAUGAACGAUAAAAAAUAAAAAUAUAUAUAUAUCGUGUUUCCUUUAUUAAAACUUUACCAUAAUAUUCCGUCUAAUUAAUCGAUCAUGUAUUAUAAUAUUUUUUCUUACGUUUAAAAAGAAUCACAACGUGAGUCAUGUUUACCUACCAACGAAUCGAACAAAUUUCUUUAACCGAACUUUGAUCGUAUCCAGUUUAUUCUACGCAUGCCAACAUGCAUUUAUCUGUUUAUAUGUGUUAAUGGAUUUAGUUGUUUGUGUGUCUGGGAUUUACCGUGAGGGUGAAAUUCGUUAGCGAAGUGAAUCAACCCAAGGCCAUAAUCUAUGACUCGACUAAAGGAGGAAACAAUCGACUCGAUCUUCCAAGUAUAACCAUUAAACGAAGGACCGAAAGACGGACGGACGGACGGACGGAUAAAUGGCACGCGUUUUUCGGUGUUGCGCGCCUGCACUUUGCGAUCAUCGAUAACCGCUUAUUAUUGGUCCUAACCCUUCGUCCAAUCGUAGACUCGAUUAGCCAGUGCGCGCCAACGACCGUCGCGCUACCAAGCGAUUAACGCUUCAACUAAUAGCCACGAGAGAUUCUUCAAGACUAACGUGUGCUAAUUCGAAACAUAUGUGAUAAAAUAUAAUACCGAUCGAUUAAUCUUUUAUCAAUCUCUCGCUUCUGUCGUGAACUACUUAGAGAAAAUAAAUAUUGUGAAUCAUUCGUUGAAUAGUUUUGUAAUUUCAUUUACUUUUCUGAUUUCAAAGUAGAAAGAACACACUUGUUGUUUAUACACUUACUAGUGCUGUUAGAAAUGAUCUCGUUCUUUAUCGAAAUAACAAAAAUGUUAUCUGAGGCUUUUCCGUUUUGUUCAAAGUAUUGGUAUUAUAUUGUUAUCACGCUGUGUUUCUGUUUUUUCUUCGAGAGCAUUGUUAAACGAAUUAAUGAAGGAAGAAUUUUUGCAAUUAUUUCAAAUGCAUUCAAAUAUCCAGAUGGUGCGAGGAAGAAUCCACAGAACGAAGAAUUGGACAAAGUGGAUUCGGAUAAUGAAGAAAUAUGUGUAGAGUCGGCUUUACCGGAAGACUUAAAGCACCUGCCUUACGAAUACAGUAAACCGAACAAUGAAGAAUUGUUAAGGCGUGCCAAUGAAUUUUACGAAAUAGCCAAUGCGAGAAGAACUAUAAGAUUUUUUAGCGAAGAUAAUGUACCGAAAGAAGUAAUACGAUAUAUUAUCAAAGCUGCAGGUACCGCUCCAAGCGGCGCUCAUACGGAACCGUGGACUUUCCUAGCGAUAUCGAAUAAAACGAUGAAAGCUCGUAUUCGAGAAAUCGUCGAAAGGGAAGAAGAAAUUAAUUAUAAAAAAAGAAUGGGAAUUAAAUGGACGACAGAUCUUCGUCCAUUGAAAACUAACUGGAUCAAGGAAUAUCUCACAGUCGCGCCAUAUUUAAUUCUAGUUUUUAAACAGGUUUACGGUUUCUUACCGAAUGGAAAAAAAAAGGUUCAUUAUUAUAACGAAAUGAGCGUAUCAAUUGCAUGUGGUAUUCUUUUAACCGCUAUUCAGUACACUGGUCUGGUUACUUUAACCUCUACACCUUUAAAUUGCGGCCCAGCUAUACGUACUCUACUUCAGCGUCCCUCUAACGAAAAACUCGUUUUAUUGUUACCUGUUGGUUAUCCGGCAAAGGACGCUACUAUUCCCGAUCUUCGACGCAAAUCUUUAUCAGAGAUUUUAGUUGAAAUCGAUUAAUAUCGAUUAUAAUAAUUGAACAGAGAUAUUAUUGUCAACAUUUGUAAUAUUAUAAAAUACAAGUAUCCAUUUUUUUUGCAGAGAAGAACUGGACUUUUGUUGGACUAAUCGCCAAACGUGAUCCUAAAACAUUUUAAACAAAAAGAAACAAAGAAAAUGUGUUGGAAAGUGCCUCUGUGCAAUUGAAAUAUGAAAGAAAUUUUUAUUAUUCUAUACAUUCUGGCUGCCAUAGCAUGACGAAGUA
Molecule: messenger RNA, 2808 nt
Organism: Polistes dominula (European paper wasp)
Lineage: Eukaryota; Metazoa; Arthropoda; Insecta; Hymenoptera; Vespidae
Gene: Iyd
Product: Iodotyrosine deiodinase
Cellular component (GO): plasma membrane
Molecular function (GO): oxidoreductase activity
Source: RefSeq, a predicted model, not a curated record